Molecule: messenger RNA, 1580 nt
Organism: Rubroshorea leprosula
Lineage: Eukaryota; Viridiplantae; Streptophyta; Magnoliopsida; Malvales; Dipterocarpaceae
Source: the annotation of a GenBank genome assembly
AAUUAAUGUACAAGAGCCAAGAGCUAAGGAAUGGAAAUGUCUAAUACAAUGGCCUGCUCAGCCUUACUCUGUCUAGUCCUUCUUUCGCAAGUUUGCUCAGGGCUUGCUAACUCUGCCUCAGCAAUCAAGUUUCUUCCUGGAUAUGAAGGGCCUUUGCCAUUUCAUCUCGAAACUGGGUAUGUGGGUGUGGGUGAAUCAGAGGAAGUGCAGCUCUUUUACUACUUUGUUAAGUCAGAGAAAAAUCCUGAAGAAGACCCUCUCCUGCUUUGGUUAACUGGUGGCCCUGGCUGCACUGCCUUCUCAGCUUUUGCUUUUGAAAUUGGCCCACUGAAUUUCAAGGUAGAGGAGUAUAGUGGAAGCGUGCCUAACUUGACCUUGAAUCCAUAUUCAUGGACAAAGGUGGCCAGCAUCAUCUUUGUAGAUUCACCUGUUGGUACCGGAUUCUCCUACUCCAGAAAGCCUCUUGUCUCUCCCAGCGGUGACUUCAAGCAAGUUCACCUGCUCCACCAAUUUCUAAGGAAGUGGAUUAUAGAUCAUCCUGAAUUCAUCUCAAGUCCAGUCUACAUUGCCGGAGACUCAUAUUCCGGCAUAAUUGUUCCAGCACUCCUCCAAGAAAUCUCUUAUGGAAAUGAAGAACAGCGUAUCAAGCCACCGAUAAAUGUCAAGGGAUACAUACUAGGGAACCCCAUAUUGAAUUCAAGUCUUGAACGCAGCUUUGAGAUCCCAUUUGCUCAUGGCAUGGGACUCAUUUCUGAUGAACUCUAUGAGUCUUUGACAAAAAGCUGUGGGGGAGGAGAGCAAGGAGAUGUAGAUCCCAGCAACAUCGAGUGCUGGGAAAAUCUUCAGUAUUUCAACAAGUGCAUAUCAGGAAUUCAAAUUGCACAAAUUCUGGAACCCUUGUGCGGUUUUGCUCUCCGAAAACAGCCAGAGAUGUCAGGCGAAAGACGCUACCUCCAUGACCUGCUACUCGAUCGAGAACCACCAAUACCCCUUGAUUGUCGCGCUUAUGGAUAUCUGCUGGCUAGUUAUUGGGCUAAUGAUGAUAGUGUCCGCAAUGCACUGCACGUAAUAAAGGGAAGUAUAGGAGAAUGGCAGCCGUGCCAGUUUGGAUUAUUUUAUGAUUCUGACAUUCCAGACAGUUUCCAGUAUCAUGUAAACCUCAGUACCAAAGGCUACCGUGCUUUAAUUUACAGUGGUGAUCACGACAUGGUCGUACCAUUCCUGUCGACUCAAGCUUGGAUAAGAUCUCUGAACUAUCCUAUUGUUGACGAUUGGCGACCAUGGAUUUUGCAAGGGCAAGUUGCAGGAUACACAAGGACGUACUCCAAUAGGAUGACAUUUGCAACUGUUAAGGGUGGAGGGCACACGGCUCCAGAGUACAGGCCAGCAGAAUGCCAAGCUAUGUUUGAAAGGUGGAUAUCUCAAGAACCCCUGUAAACUUGUAACGUUCUUCGGAAUUAAAAGCAGUGUAAAAGUGAAAUUUGAAAAUUGGCUUAGUGCCUGAACUUGUUAGAUUAGUUCCAGUUUAGUCUUUAAACUUAAUUCAGUAUCCAAUAUUGUAACAAAAUGAUGAUGUGGCA